Molecule: messenger RNA, 2379 nt
Organism: Pristis pectinata (smalltooth sawfish)
Lineage: Eukaryota; Metazoa; Chordata; Chondrichthyes; Rhinopristiformes; Pristidae
Product: extracellular calcium-sensing receptor-like
Exons: 5
Coding region: 28-2379 (783 amino acids)
Biological process (GO): G protein-coupled receptor signaling pathway
Cellular component (GO): membrane
Molecular function (GO): G protein-coupled receptor activity
Source: RefSeq, a predicted model, not a curated record
UUUUCAUCCUUCCGAUUGGCGCAGACCAUGAUUUUUGCCAUUGAAGAAAUAAACCAGAAUGAAAACCUCCUCCCGGGGAUCACACUCGGGUAUCAGAUCCACGAUGACUGCUCGUCCUCCGCGAUUGCCUCGAAAGCAGCGCUCGCUUUGAUCAACGGAGAAGAAGAAUUAAUUGAAUACCCGCAGUGUAGAGGUUCCACCAACGUCGCGGCUAUUGUUGGCUGUGAUAUAUCUACAAGCUCCAUCGUAGCGGCAAGGACAAUCGGAUCCUUCGGGAUUCCGCUGGUUAGUUACUUCUCCACCUGCUCCUGCCUCAGCGAUAAGCAAGAAUACCCCACAUUUUUUAGAACUAUACCCAGCGACGAGUACCAGUCCAAAAUUCUCGCUGAACUGGUGAGAACCUUUGGCUGGACUUGGAUUGGAACCAUUCGAAGUAACACCGAUUACGGUAAUUACGGAAUGCAAGGAUUUGUGGAACACGUGGAAAAGUUUGGGGUUUGCAUUGCGUAUUCUGAGUCAUUUUACAGGACAGACCCUGCAGAGAAAAUCAGAAAAGUUGUCCAGGUGAUUAAACAGGCGUCCACUAAAGUGGUGGUGGCCUUUGUUGACGUUGGUGAUAUGCGAAUUCUGUUGAACGAGAUUUGGCGUCAAAAUGUGACCGGUAUACAGUGGAUUGGGAGUGAAGGGUGGGUGACAGAAAAUCUUCUCCCUCCUGAAGAAAGAGCAAUUUAUCUCGCCGGGACAAUCGGUCCGGCAACCCGCAGGAAAGAGAUAGCUGACCUCAGAGAUUAUCUUCAUAAAGUCCAUCCUUCGAACUUUCCUGGCAGCAUUUUGGUGACGGAGUUUUGGGAAACUUUAUUCACUUGCUCUUUCACCACAGACAAUAUGACAAGCCCGGGGAAUUCCCCAGCUCACGUUCGGCAAUGCACAGGGAAGGAGCAGAUGGAAGGGAUAGAAACUGCCUACCUUCCGGCGAUAAUGGACGGGAGUUCUUACCACGUGUAUGAAGCGGUCUACUCUAUCGCUCAGGCCCUCCACGAUCUGCUGACCUGUGUAGAAGGCAACGGUCCCUUUGUGAAUUACACAUGUGCAAAUAUUUCAAAUUUUGAGCCGUGGCAGUUGCUCCACUACCUCCGCAUGGUGAAUUUCACAGCCAAGACAGGAGAAACGGUAUACUUUGAUGAAAAUGGUGACCCGGUGCCAAGAUACGAAUUCGUGAACUUGCAGACGAAUUUGAAGGGUACAGUUGACAUUGUAAACAUUGGGUAUUAUGAUGGUUCGGCUCCGCCAGGGCGCGAACUAACGAUGAAUGUCGGGGAUAUCGUGUGGAGCACUAGGGAAAAUACGAUCCCACGAGCACUUUGCUCAGAACCCUGUCUUCCUGGAACAAGAAAAAUAAGCCGGAAAGGGCAACCGAUUUGUUGUUUUGACUGUGCAGAGUGCGCCGACGGUGAGAUCAGCAACAUCACUGAUUCCACGGAUUGUAUCAAGUGUCCUUCGGAAUACUGGUCCAAUCAGCCAAAAACCCAAUGUGUUCUCAAGAAGGUUGAGUUUCUUUCCUCUGGAGAAGUUCUGGGCUUUGUAUUAGUGACGCUUGCUGCAGUGGGAGUGUGUUUUACAUUGGCCACCGCUGCGAUUUUCUACCGGUAUCGAGAAACUCCCAUGGUCAAAGCGAACAACUCCGAGCUCAGCUUCCUGCUCCUCUUCGCACUGAUGCUUUGCUUCAUCUGCUCGCUCACCUUCAUUGGAGAACCAUCCGGCUGGUCUUGCAUGUUGCGCCGCACGGUUUUCGGAGUUGUCUUCGUUCUCUGCAUUUCCUGCAUUUUGGGCAAAACCAUUCUUGUCGUGGUUGCCUUUAAAGCAACUCUCCCCAACAGCAGCGUGAUGAACUGGUUCGGACCCGCGCAGCAACGCCUGGGCGUGUUCAUCCUUACCUUUUUGCAAGGUGUAGUUUGCGUUGUCUGGCUUAGUGUGUCACCUCCCUACCCCCUGAAAAACAUCAGCUAUUACAGAGACAUCAUCAUUCUGGAAUGUGACGUGGGCUCAUUGACCGCCUUUUACUUCGUGUCGGCCUAUAUUGCCCUGUUGACCAUUGUGUGUUUAGUACUUGCUUUCCUUGCCCGGAAACUUCCGGACAGUUUCAACGACGCCAAGUACAUCACCUUCAGCAUGUUGAUCUUUUGUGCCGUCUGGAUAACUUUUAUUCCAGUUUAUGUGAGCUCUCCUGGGAAGUACACCGUGGCUGUAGAAGUGUUUGCUAUCUGGGCAUCAAGCUUCGGUUUGCUCGUCUGUAUUUUUGCACCGAAAUGUUACAUUAUCUUAUUGAAGCCGGAGAGUAACACGAAGAAACAUAUGAUGGCGAAGGGGACUUCACUGUAA